UUUUCCUUGAUUCAUUUCAGAUAUUGCCAGGAAAAUCGAGCUACUGAACAAUAUGCUUUUCGUAUAUUUCUGGUGGUCGCUGUUGGUCUUUUAUAGUCUUGGGUUCGCCCUAGAGACCAAGGAGGCUGAGCAACAGCCGAGUGAUAACAACGACUGCGUUGACUUCUCAAAAAUGGUCCAGAAAUCAAAGCUGGAGGUGGAUGAAGAAAACUGGAGCUGGCUGAAGGAGGUUGACGGUUGGUGCCACAACGACAUCAAUAGCGAUGUCAACCAAAUGUGCUUAAAUGACCAGCAAGAGGAAUCUUCUAUCAACGAUAAUUUUAAAGAAGAAAAACCAAUGAAGUGCCCAGCAAUGCUAGAUGACCCCAAGAAGAACUACGAGCUUUAUAAAAUCGAGUUAAGCGACAGGUUCCACAAGGUGAUGUCGGGCAGACUGCCCGAGAAUCUGACGGAUAUCGUUUUUGAGUUAAUUCACAAUGACAUGGAGUUUGAGCAAGUGCUGACCGUGCUAGAGCGAAUUCGAGAGGUCCGGAACAAGACGUUGAUGCUAGAGACGGAGGAAGAGGACUUUUGCGAGACUAUGACUAAGCAGAAGUGUCGCCGGGAUAGCAAUCUUUUGGUUCCCCAAAUUCAGGAGUUUUAUGACAUGAUUUUAAAGACGGUGGACGAGGAGCAGAAAGUUCGUGAGAAGAGAGAGAAUUCACUAUGGAUUGUGGCAGAAGACUACACCAAAAGGAUUAACCAGUAUGAGGAUUUGUUGGAGAAUGAAGUUCAUGAUGAGCUUUAAAGCAAGAAACUGGAAGAAGUCCUGAAUAAAUAUUAGUAAUUACUAGAAGUAAUAUGGCGAACCGCAAUCUAAGGAGCGUAUUAAGUCUUUUGAUUUUAUUAAGAUUUUUUUCUUAUACUUUAAAUAAAAGAUGAAUAUGUUACAUCCUUUUUCCUGCAAUAUA
This is a messenger RNA of Drosophila kikkawai, 950 nucleotides long. RefSeq lists its product as uncharacterized. Lineage: Eukaryota; Metazoa; Arthropoda; Insecta; Diptera; Drosophilidae. The record is from RefSeq and is a predicted model, not a curated record.